ACCCUGCGGAGGGAGUCCGGUGGGUCCCAGGCCCGCCUCACCUGCAGCCUGCCCAGCGGUGUCCUAGGGGGAGGGGACGGCAGGGAGCGGCUCCUGAGAUGCAAGAGAGGGAGAAGUCCGGUCCUGGAAUGCUGCGGAAACUGUGAUGCGGGGUGUUGGGGUCUGGCCCUGCUCCCUGUGAAUGAGCAGAAGGUGUCACCAGUCUGGAAGAAGAGGGUCUCCUGGUUUCUGCAGAGCCAGACCCCUCUCACUCUGCAUUUAGAGACUGUGCUGUCCACUCCCCAGCCCAUCCCGGAGAUAUUCCUCCCCCAUCCCAGGACCACCAACCAGCUCAGGAGUCCACAGAGUCCAGGCUUCCUCCCCAGUGUUGCCCUGGACUCUGAGCCUCACUGUUCCCGUCUGUAUUGUUGGGACAGUAGGACCCAUCUUGCUUGGGUAGGAGGCUCAGAAAGACAACCUCAGCUCAAGGAACAAGAAAAAGCCAAGUAUCCAAGCAUUUUAAUGUAUAAGAAGUCUGGAUUUUGAUGUCAAACAGAGUUUGGAUCCUGGCUCAGGCACAUAAGAACUCAGGCAAAUGGUUUUACCUCUGCUUAACCAUCUUUAAAAUAUAUAUACAUUUAUUUAUUUGUUUGGCUGUACCAGGUUUUAGUUACAGAUCUAGUUCCCUGAUCUGCAGGGAUUGGGGACCCCUGCAUUUGAAGCUCGGAGUCUUAGCCACUGGACCACCAGGGAUAAUGGAAGUCCUUCAGACAAGAUCACUGGGCAUAUGAAUUGAGAGGAAGGCACCUGUUUGAAGGAUGAAAGUCCCCUGUAGGGCACAUUCUCCUGCCCACACACCUGGGACCCUUCCCUGAAGUGAGACACUGUUAGGCUAGACUCAGAAGAACUGGCACCAUGAAGGGUUGUGCCAGUGACAGCCUGUGGCAUCUUCCCCACCAUUCUGCACCAGUAAUCAACAGAGAUUCAGGGGGCUCAUCCUCCAGGCCUGUCCUCAUUGGCCAAAUGAAGUGGGACGGAUGAAGCUGAGGGCCCCCAUCAUGCACUGGGGCAGCGUCGUGUGGGCUGCCUGUGGAUCUGGGAAGUGUGAAGAUGCUCGUGGUCCCCGGUGUCCCUGGGCCGCCACGUGUGAGGACUGCUGCGCUGAGCUGAGGCCCGGCUUGAAGAGGAUGUCCCAGCCACCGGCCAGCUCCCGUCUGCACCAUGAGUGAUGAGAGGCGGCUGCCUGGCAGUGCGGUGGGCUGGCUGGCGUGCGGAGGGCUCUCGCUGCUGGCCAACGCCUGGGGCAUCCUCAGCGUGGGGGCCAAGCAGAAGAAGUGGAAGCCCCUAGAGUUCCUGCUGUGCAUGCUGGCGGCCACCCACAUGCUCAACGUGGCCGUGCCCAUCGCCACCUACGCCGUGGUGCAGCUGCGGCGCCAGCGCCCCGACUACGAGUGGAACGAGGGCCUCUGCAAGGUCUUCGUGUCCACCUUCUACACCCUCACCCUGGCCACCUGCUUCUCCGUCACCUCCCUCUCCUACCACCGCAUGUGGAUGGUCCGCUGGCCUGUCAACUACAGGCUGAGCAACGCCAAGAAGCAGGCGGUUCAUACGGUCAUGGGCAUCUGGAUGGUGUCCUUCAUCCUGUCGGCCCUGCCUGCCGUUGGCUGGCAUGACACGAGUGAGCGCUUCUACACCCACGGCUGCCGCUUCAUCGUGGCUGAGAUCGGCCUGGGCUUUGGCGUCUGCUUCCUGCUGCUGGUGGGCGGCAGUGUGGCCAUGGGUGCCGUCUGCACGGCCAUUGCCCUCUUCCAGACACUGGUGGUGCAGGUGGGGCGCCGGGCAGACCGCCGCGCCUUCACCGUGCCCACUAUCGUGGUGGAGGAUGCGCAGGGCAAGCGCCGCUCCUCCAUCGAUGGCUCGGAGCCUGCCAGGACCUCGCUGCAGAUCACUGGCCUGGUGGCCACCAUCGUGGUCAUCUACGACUGCCUCAUGGGCUUCCCCGUGCUGGUGGUGAGCUUCAGCAGCCUACGGGCAGACGCCUCGGCGCCCUGGAUGGCACUGUGUGUGCUGUGGUGCUCGGUGACCCAGGCCCUGCUGCUGCCUGUCUUCCUCUGGGCCUGUGACCGCUACCGCGCUGAUCUCAAGGCUGUCUGGGAGAAGUGUAUGGCCCUCAUGGCCAAUGAUGAGGAUUCGGAUGAUGAUACCAGCCUGGAAGGUGGCGUCCCCCCAGACCUAGUGCUGGAGCGCUCCCUGGAUUACAGCUACGGGGGCGACUUUGUGGCCCUGGACAGGAUGGCCAAAUAUGAGCUCUCUACCCUGGAGGAGGGGGGCCUGCCCCAGUUCUACCCUCUGAGGCCCUUGCAGGAGGACAAGAUGCAGUACCUGCAGGUCCCGCCUACGCGACGCUUCUCGCACGACGACGCAGACGUGUGGGCCGCCGUCCCGCUGCCGACGUUCCUGCCGCGCUGGGGCUCUGGCGAGGACCUGGCCGCCCUGGUGAUGCCAGGCGGGCCCGAUCGGCGCCGCGGCAGUCUGCUGGCCCUCUCAGAGGACGCGCCCCCCUUCCGCCCGCGACGUCGCUCGGCCGAGAGCCUGCUGUCGCUGCGCCCCUCGACCCUGGACGACGGCCCGCGCCGCGCCCCCGGCUCACCCCCCAGCAGCCCUUGCCACCGCCCCGGGCCCGGCGUUCGCUGCGCCUCCGCCUCGCUGCUGCCCGACGCCUUCGCGCUGACCGCCUUCGAGCGGGAGCCGCAAUCCCUGCUCCGCCAGCCCGUCCCGCCAGGGCCUUUCCCCGCCUGCGCCCUUGCUCCCGACCGCGCCCAGCCCGGUGGGGACGUGGCGCCCCCUGGCGGCGGCGCGGAGAGGAGCCCCGGGCCUCUCCCGGCCGCACACAUGCAUCCCGGGACCCUGCGGACCGGCCUGAGCGCGUCGUGGGGCGAGCCCGGGGGUCUGCGCGCUGUGGGCGCGGGCAGCACCAGCAGCUUCUUAAGCUCUCCCUCGGAGUCGUCGGGCUACGUCACACUGCACUCGGACUCGCUGGGUUCCGCGUCCUAG
Odocoileus virginianus texanus is the source of this 3033-nucleotide messenger RNA. NCBI's taxonomy places the organism in Eukaryota, Metazoa, Chordata, Mammalia, Artiodactyla, Cervidae. The record is from RefSeq and is a predicted model, not a curated record.